CUGAGGGACUCUGAAGCUGGAUGGCACAACAGCAGCAACCUGGCAGUGGUGGGGCUCGAACCAGUAACCUUUUGAUUACUAAGUCAACACCUUAGUCUCUAGAUUUUCAGAGCAGCGCUGUCGAGGGGGCGGAGGGAUACAUGAUAGUGAGGAGGACGGUGAACGGCUGGUGGUUAAUUGAGAUUUUCAGAGCAGCUUUAAGCAUAGGUGAAUAUUAACCAGGGUUGUGUUGUUUAAACAAUAUGACUGGACGUGCAAGAGCCAGGGCUAGGGCCAGAGGACGUGGCCAAGAGGCUGGAGCUCCAGGCGCGCAGCCACCUCGGCCUCAGGAGACACCCCAGCCUGUGCGGCCUCCCGCUGCUGAAGGAGAGCUAGUGGGAAGAGGAAGACAGAAAACGGCUCCUGGGGCAGUGUCGGCUGAAGCCGUGCUCCAGAUUUCUGCAGGUUUCCAGCAGGUGAAGCUUGGAGAGAGAGGCGGGCGCAGACGGGACUUUCACGAUGCUGGCGUCAACACUCGUCAACUCAUGGAGCAUGUCAAGGAGUCCAAGACGGGGCUGUCGGGGUCCCCCAUCGAGCUUCGGGCGAACUUCAUGCGCCUUCUGUCUCGGCCGCAGUGGGCCUUGUAUCAGUACCACGUUGACUAUAAUCCUCCCAUGGAGUCUCGGCGACUGCGCUCCGCCCUGCUCUUCCAGCAUGAGGAGACGCUGGGCAAAACCCGCACCUUUGAUGGAGCCAUCCUCUUCCUCCCUCACAGACUCCAUAACACUGAGACCGUGCUGUGCAGCGAGACCAGACAUGGCGAGAGAGUCCAGAUCACGGUCACGCUGACCAAUGAGCUGCCUCCUUCCUCUCCUGUGUGCCUGCAGUUCUACAACAUCAUAUUCAGGAGGAUUCUGAGGAUGCUGAACAUGCAGCAGAUCGGCCGCCAUUAUUACAACCCUGACGAUCCACUCAACAUUCCUCAGCACAGACUGACCAUCUGGCCUGGCUUCGUGACCAACAUCCUGCAGUACGAGUGCAGCAUCAUGCUGUGUAUUGAUGUGAGUCACAAGGUUCUGCGCAGUGAGACUGUUCUCAGCUUCAUGUCCAGUCUGAGGCAGCAGUGUGGAGACCAGCGGUUUGUUGAUAUCUGUACCAAAGAGCUGGUGGGCCUGAUCGUCCUCACCAAGUACAACAACAAAACGUACAGGAUCGAUGAUAUUGCCUGGGACCACACCCCCAACAACACCUUCAAGAGAGGAGAUUCUGAGAUCUCUUUUAUGGACUACUACAAGACGCAAUAUGGUCUGGAGAUCACUGAUGGCAACCAGGUUCUGCUCGUCAGUCAGGUCAGGAGACUGGGUCCUUCAGGGGCUCCACCACCAGGCCCUGCUUUACUGGUCCCAGAGCUCUGCUACCUCACAGGUCUGACUGACAAGAUGCGCAGUGACUUUAACAUCAUGAAGGAUCUGUCUUCUCACACCAGACUGACCCCAGAACAGAGAGAGGGCCGCCUCAACAGAUUCAUCACCAACAUCAGCAAGAAUUCUGAGGCUCAGAGCGAGCUGAGCACAUGGGGUCUGAGCUUUGAGAACAAGCUGCUGAACCUUAGUGGACGAGUUCUUCCUGCUGAGAGGAUCCUACAGGGAGCCAGGGCGUUUGCGUACAACCCGUGGGCUGCAGAUUGGUCUAAAGAGAUGCGCGGUAUUCCUCUGAUUAGCUCCAUGCCUCUGGAGAGCUGGCUGCUGUUCUAUACGAGGCGUAACGCUGAUGUUGCUCACUCUCUGCUGCAGACCCUCCACAAGGUGGCAGGACCCAUGGGUAUUCGCAUGCAGAAACCAGCCAUGAUCGAGUAUGACGAUCGACAGGAGGCUCUGUUGAGAGCGCUUCAGCAGAAUGUAGGACCAGAGAUUCAGAUAGUGGUUGUGAUUCUACCCACCAACCGCAAGGACAAGUACGAUUGCGUGAAGAAGUACCUGUGUGUGGACUGUCCGACUCCCAGCCAGUGUGUGCUUUCUCGCACCCUCAGCAGACCUCAGGCUCUCAUGACCGUAGCCACCAAGAUCGCCUUGCAGAUGAACUGUAAGAUGGGAGGAGAGCUGUGGAGCAUCGAGAUCCCGUUGAAACAGCUAAUGAUUGUGGGUAUCGACUGCUACCAUGACACGGCAUCAGGAAAGAGGUCAAUCUGUGCACUAGUGGCCAGCCUAAACCAAAGCAUGUCUAGGUGGUUUUCGAAGUGUGUAUUGCAGAACCGUGGUCAGGAGAUUAUAGAUGGUGUCAAGGUUGCUUUGCAGGGUGCGCUGAAGGCUUACCUAAAAUACAACAAAUGUCUGCCGUCUCGCAUCAUUGUCUAUCGAGAUGGCGUGGGGGACGGCAUGCUCCAUAGCGUGGUCAACUAUGAGGUGCCUCAGAUCAUGCAGUCCAUCAAAGCCAUGGGUGCCGAUUACAUGCCAAAGUUGACUGUGGUGGUGGUGAAGAAGCGCAUUAGCUCCAGGUUCUUUGCUCUCCUCGAAAGCAAACUGACUAACCCUCCACCUGGAACGGUCAUCGACACAGAGGUCACACGACCCGAGUGGUACGAUUUCUUCAUUGUGAGCCAGGCCGUGCGCAUGGGCAGCGUCUCCCCCACUCACUACAACGUCGUGUUCGACAGCAGCGGCCUCAAGCCGGAUCACAUGCAGAGACUCACCUACAAACUCUGCCACAUGUACUACAACUGGCAGGGAAUUGUGAGAGUUCCUGCACCUUGCCAAUAUGCCCACAAACUGGCGUUCCUGGUGGGUCAGAGCAUCCACAGAGAGCCCAACAUCAACCUGGAUGAUUUCCUCUACUACCUGUAAUGGAGCAGCUCGGAUCCUUUUGUUUCACAGUACACCAGACAUUUCCAUUUCAGAGCAUGACUGUUUUUAGUUGAGAGAAGUAAAAAAAAGUAAAAAAUGGGUGUUUUUGUCACCCAUAAAAAGUGUAAUUUAAUACGUCAUGCCUUUUGUUUUGACUUUUUGGGUUUUGCUGACUUGUUCGGGGCAGUUGUAGCCUAGUGGUUAAGGUACUGGACUUGUAAUCAAGAGGUUGCUGGUUCAAGCCCCACCACUGCCAGCUUUCCACUGUUGGGCCCUUAAGCAAGGCCCUUAACCCUCAAUUGCUUAGACAAUAUAUUGUCAAAGUUGCUUUGGAUAAAAGUGUCUACUUAAUGCUGUAAAUGAAAAUGUUUAGCUUUUCUAUAUUAGUUCUGUAGUGAUGUUUGAGGGUCUGUUUACAUUUUUUACAAGCUUGAAUCACUAUUUUGAAGAGUUUUGGUCUGCUGUAUAAUUUAAACAAUGAUUCAGUUGUGUAGCCAAACGAUAAGGCAUCAUUAUGUUGGCAGGAGUUUAUUAGAAACGAUGCCACUCUUUUCUGUUUCUAUUCCGACUACAGAUUCUGCUCAAAUUUGAUAAAAUGCAAGAAAUGUUUCACUUCAUUUUAAGUGCUUUUUUCUUGUGUGUGUUUUGAAUAUCAGAAUAAAAUUAGCUUGUUCAUC
Molecule: messenger RNA, 3496 nt
Organism: Trichomycterus rosablanca
Lineage: Eukaryota; Metazoa; Chordata; Actinopteri; Siluriformes; Trichomycteridae
Gene: piwil1
Product: piwi-like RNA-mediated gene silencing 1
Exons: 22
Coding region: 243-2819 (858 amino acids)
Biological process (GO): regulatory ncRNA-mediated gene silencing
Cellular component (GO): P granule
Molecular function (GO): protein binding; RNA endonuclease activity; piRNA binding
Source: RefSeq, a predicted model, not a curated record